Alternaria incomplexa is the source of this 747-nucleotide messenger RNA. RefSeq lists its product as uncharacterized. The transcript has 2 exons. Bases 1 to 747 code for a protein of 248 amino acids. Lineage: Eukaryota; Fungi; Ascomycota; Dothideomycetes; Pleosporales; Pleosporaceae. The record is from RefSeq and is a predicted model, not a curated record.
AUGACGGAACCUAUGGCUUCGAUUGGGCAAUGGUCACCCAUAGCCGGAACAAUCUUGGCAGCACUUGGCUCUCUAUACAUCCUGUGGUCGACUGGUGGCGAUGAGGCUCCCCAAGGGAAGCCUGCGCAUGAUGAUGAGAACUCUGGCUCAUCGCGCCCCAGUCGUAGUAGUGAGCGACGACCAUCUCCGCGACCUCCGUCCUCCGUCGACUGCAACCCCAAACGUAUCUCAGAGACGGGCCUAGGCAUACGUUCAGAGUCGCCUAUUGCUAUGGAAUUGAUCCCGACCAUCACGCAUCCCGGCUCCGAGCAUCCUCACCCCAGUCCUUCCUCUCAUGAUGGUCAGCAAGAUAACACCCAAGCCGAUCAGCCGACAGCUGGCAGAAACGUUGUGCGUAAGUGGCUGACGUCUGCUGGCAACUACUGGGCCGACGCAGCACAUGAGAAGCUCGACACAGAUCAUGUCAGCAACGACGACGACACUCAUAGGUUUCCUGAGGUUCCUGGCGAGAUCCUACGAAAUCCCGAUCUAGAAAGGAUCAGUCGCACGUACAGCAAGCUCCGCGAAGAGAGGGAAAACAGCGUAUAUGCGGCAAGCAUUGCAUCUACAUCAGGUAUCGAGGGCAGUACAUCUCCGCCACCUAUACAGGAUUCGCCGCGUCCCGAUAUCAGCCCUGUCCGACGACCAGAACGAAGGGCUACGCUAGAAGUACCAAAGGAAGUGCAUCGUAGGAGCGAGAGCCAUUGA